Meleagris gallopavo (turkey) is the source of this 894-nucleotide messenger RNA. The record is from RefSeq and is a predicted model, not a curated record. Lineage: Eukaryota; Metazoa; Chordata; Aves; Galliformes; Phasianidae.
GGUGCUGGAUCCCGCUUAGAGUCUGUGGGAGAGGAUGAUGAGUUGAUGGUGGAAAAUGGUGAAUCUAGCUAUGAGAUAGCAGUGAAAUACUCCCGGGGUGGAAGGAAGCACUCCCUGCCGCAGCAGCUGGAGUCAGCAGGAGCUCGUCAGGAGUACCACAUUGUGAAGAAGUCCACUCGUUCCUUCAGUGCUGCCCAGGUGGAAUCUCCAUGGAGACUAACCCAGCCAUCCAUCAUCUCUAACAUUGUCCUGAUGAAAGGGCAAGGCAAGGGUCUCGGAUUCAGCAUUGUGGGAGGUCAGGAUUCUGCUCGCGGACGCAUGGGGAUUUUUGUGAAGACUAUAUUCCCCAAUGGCGCAGCGGCUGCUGAUGGAAGGCUUAAGGAAGGAGAUGAAAUCCUGGAAGUUAAUGGAGAGUCUCUGCAAGGGCUGACCCAUCAGGAAGCCAUCCAGAGGUUCAAGCAACUCAAGAAAGGGGUGGUGACCCUGACGGUGCGCACGCGGCUGCGCAGCCCCAGCCUCACACCCUGUGCAACUCCCACCCUGCUGAGCCGCUCCAGCUCGCCCAGCUCCAGUGCCAGCGGUGGCACACCAGCGCCCGGCCCCGAUGAGGCAGAUGGUUCCUUCUCCAGCCGCAAAGGCCCCGGCCCAAAGGACAGAAUUGUCAUGGAUGUGACGCUCAAUAAAGAGCCAGGGGUUGGACUCGGCAUUGGUGCCUGUUGUCUCACGCUUGAAAACAGUUCUCCGGGGAUAUAUAUCCACAGCCUGGCCCCAGGAUCAGUGGCUAAAAUGGAUGGCAGAUUAAGGUUAGUUAAAACAAAAACAUGCCGAAGUGGUUUUGCAGUAAAAUCAAUGGAAAGUUUCUUCUUACCUAUUGGUUGAUGCAGCUGGAAAGUA